AUGGCAUUGUGUAUUGUGAUGGAUCCUGCCACAAUUGCUAGGACCAGCACUCAUCAGAUUGGAAGUAGGGUGGCAUGGAGCAGAAAUUAUGCGGCGAAAGAGAUCAAGUUUGGCGUUGAUGCUCGUGCUUUGAUGCUUAAGGGUGUUGAAGAGCUUGCUGAGGCAGUUAAAGUAACCAUGGGUCCCAAGGGACGUAAUGUUGUGAUUGAGCAAAGUUUUGGUGCCCCUAAAGUGACUAAAGACGGAGUCACUGUUGCUAAGAGCAUUGAGUUCAAGGAUAAAGUCAAGAAUAUUGGUGCCAGUCUUGUAAAGCAGGUUGCAAAUGCUACCAAUGAUGUUGCUGGUGAUGGAACCACUUGUGCUACAGUUCUUACCCGGGCAAUAUUUGCGGAAGGGUGCAAAUCAGUUGCAGCUGGAAUGAAUGCAAUGGACUUGAGGCGAGGUAUAAAUAUGGUUGUUGAUGCUGUCGUAACAAGCUUGAAAAGCAGAGCACGGAUGAUUAGCACUUCGGAAGAAAUAGCUCAGGUUGGGACAAUAUCUGCCAAUGGAGAGAGAGAAAUUGGUGGGUUAAUUGCAAAGGCCAUGGAGAAAGUUGGCAAAGAAGGUGUAAUCACAAUUGCAGAUGGCAAGACAUUGCUCAAUGAGUUGGAAGUUGUUGAAGGAAUGAAGCUUGACAGAGGCUAUAUUUCUCCGUAUUUCAUUACAAACCAGAAGAACCAGAAAUGUGUAUGUUCUAUAUCAUUGCCUCUACACAGCAUCAUUAGAAGUAUUUGCAUAUAAUACUUUCUAGCAAGCUUGU
Lathyrus oleraceus (garden pea) is the source of this 799-nucleotide messenger RNA. RefSeq names its product chaperonin CPN60-2, mitochondrial. The transcript has 7 exons. Gene Ontology annotation, biological process: protein refolding. NCBI's taxonomy places the organism in Eukaryota, Viridiplantae, Streptophyta, Magnoliopsida, Fabales, Fabaceae. The coding region runs from base 1 to 780 and encodes 259 amino acids. The record is from RefSeq and is a predicted model, not a curated record. Gene Ontology annotation, molecular function: ATP-dependent protein folding chaperone; ATP binding.